This is a messenger RNA of Gracilinanus agilis (Agile Gracile Mouse Opossum), 3735 nucleotides long. It is a transcript of the gene SLC24A1, whose product is annotated as solute carrier family 24 member 1. Gene Ontology annotation, molecular function: calcium channel activity; calcium, potassium:sodium antiporter activity. The record is from RefSeq and is a predicted model, not a curated record. Gene Ontology annotation, cellular component: membrane. The coding region runs from base 1 to 3735 and encodes 1244 amino acids. Gene Ontology annotation, biological process: visual perception; intracellular calcium ion homeostasis; long-term synaptic potentiation. Lineage: Eukaryota; Metazoa; Chordata; Mammalia; Didelphimorphia; Didelphidae. The transcript has 9 exons.
AUGGGGAAGCUGAUCAAGUUUUGGGGAAAGGAGAAGAGGUUAUCUCGAAGGAAGAGACUCCAAUGGAAUCGAGUCCUCUUCCUUUUGGGCAUGGUGUUCAUUGGUUCUACUUACCAGCUUUUGAGGAGCCACCAGGCCCUGCCUUCACUAUGGACAACCAUGCAUUCCCAGCACCCUGUGAAAAUGGCCAGCCGGGAUCUUCCUGACAGUGAAAUGGUAACUUUGAAUGGUGACCAUCAGAAAUCCAGUCUGGAAAUGGAAGGCAGUACACUGGAUCCAGAGGAUGGGGACAAGUUAACACCUUCAGCACCUGUGUUAAAGAAAAACCUAAAUAUGCCCGGAAGAAUAGUGAAUAACUAUACCCCAGUGACCCCAGUGACACUUAGAAGAAAGAAGAAAAAUUAUACCUUAACAACAGGCAAGCAAAUAGUGAAGAACUAUACUCCAGCUACAUUUAGUAGAAAUGUUCAGGAUCCUACCUCAACUACACCUAAAAGAACAGAGAGCUAUAUGAUUAUCCCCAAUGCAACAGCAAAAAGUAAUGACACGACGACAAUUCUGAAAACAGUGGAAAAGAAGCUUCUGGCUAUUCCCAAAAGAACAGUGGAGAAUACCCUGGGAACCCCACAAGGAAUAAUUGAAAAUACUCCAACUAUUUUAAAAAGAAUAAUAGAGAAUACUGUGUCACCUCCCUCAAUAAAAGUAGCAAAAACCCCCACUCCAGCUAUCACUAAAAGAAUAACAGAGAAUACCCCAGGUGCCUCCAAGAAAACAGUGGAGAAGAAAACUUCAACUACUCCCAAAAGGCUAAUAGAGAACACUUCAACUGCCCAUAAGAGAACUGUGGAAAAGAAUACUCUAACUACUACAAGUGGACUUUUUGAGAAAAACACCCCAACUACUCCCAAUAAAGCAGAGGAGAACACUCUAACUAUCCCAAAUGGAUUGGUGGAGGACACCUCAACCACAGUCAAGGGAGCAGAGGUCAAAAACACCCCAACUACCCCCAAAAGAGCAGAGGAGAAAAUGUCAACUACCCCUAAGAGAGUAGUAGAGAAGAAAAACUCAAAUACUUCUAAAAGAAGAGAAGCAGAAAAUGUCCAGACUGUUCACCAAACAAUGAUGAAGACGAGUAUUAUGGUACCCAGAAUAACAGUGGAGAAUAAUACUUCUCCUGGAUUGCAUAUUGUGAAUACCCCAACCAAAGCUAGAGAACUGACAUCAAGAACCUCCUCAACCAAGGAGAUGAUGAAGAGAAUCUCGACAGCUGUUCCCAACAUAGGAGUACAUAAUACAACAUCAUCUACCAUGGACAUCAAUACCUCUACUACCCAGAUCCGGCACUGUGUAUUUGUAGAACCUGUCUCAACAGUUCCAGCCAACCUCUCCCCUUCAACAGGCAUGACCCCUUUCCUUGAUGAGACUAGCCAUAGCUCUCCUCCCCCAGUCCAUAACAUUUUGGACUUUCACUCCAAGGCAGAAUACCCUCCAGACCUAUUCAGUGUGGAACAGCGGAGGCAAGGCUGGGUGAUCUUACACGUCUUUGGAAUGAUAUAUGUGUUUGUGGCCUUGGCCAUUGUGUGUGAUGAAUAUUUUGUUCCAGCUUUAGGGGUUAUCACUGAUAAGCUACAGAUCUCUGAGGAUGUGGCUGGAGCCACCUUCAUGGCAGCUGGGGGCUCUGCUCCUGAGCUAUUCACCUCACUAAUUGGUGUUUUUAUCUCCCACAGCAAUGUGGGCAUUGGCACAAUAGUAGGCUCUGCUGUAUUCAACAUCCUCUUUGUCAUUGGCACUUGUGCCCUAUUCUCCAGAGAGAUCCUCAACCUUACCUGGUGGCCCUUGUUCCGUGAUGUCUCCUUCUAUAUCUUUGAUCUCAUGAUGCUCAUCAUCUUCUUCUUGGAUAGCCUGAUCAACUGGUGGGAGAGCUUACUGCUCCUGAUGGCCUAUGCCUUCUAUGUCUUCACCAUGAAGUGGAACCGACAACUUGAAGGCUGGGUCAAAGAACAGCUCAACAAGAGGACAAUAGCCAAGAUUAUGGUUGGGACAGGCCUCAGCAAGACCAGCAAUGGAGAUAUCAGUGCGGAUGCCGUGGAAGAUAGUAAGAAAAUGAAGCUCUCGUCUAUUCUGACCCGAGGAAGCAGUGCAGCAUCUCUACACAACAGCACCAUUCGCAGCACCAUCUACCAGCUCAUGCUGCACACCCUGGACCCCCUAGGGGAAGUGGAAGAACCUGCAGAGCCCGAUGAGCUCCCAGCAGUCAAAGUUUCUCCAGCCUCUGCUGUGGACACUGCCAAAGAUCAGGAUGAACCAACCCCUGGUGGUCAGGAGGGCUCAGAUGCUGGAGAAGAUGAUAAAGAUGAAGAUGAAAGUGAAGGUGAAGGUGAUGCUGAGGAUGAAACUAAGGAUUUAGAAGAAGCUGAAAACCAAGCAGUAGAAAAUAGUGAAGGUGAAGAUCAAGGUGAAACCAAAGAUGAAGGUGAACCCAAUGAUGAAGAUGGUCAAGGUGAUGCUAAUAUUGAGGAUGAAACUAAAGAUCUAGAGGAAGUUGAAAGUCAGGCAGUAGAAAAUAUUGAAGAUGAAAUUCAAGGUGAAAUAAAAGAUGAAGAUGAAGCCAAUGACAAAGAUGGAACUCAAGAUGAUGGUAAUACUGAGACUGAAACUAAAGAUCUAGAGGAAGUUGAAAGUGAAGCUGCAGAAAAUAGUGAAGACGAAGUUCAAGGUGAAAUAAAAGAUAAAGAUGAAGCCAAAGACCAGGAGAAAUAUGAAACUCAGGGUAGAGGUGAAGGUGAAAUUGAAGGGGCCAAUGAUGUUGAAAUUGAAGAGGAAGGUGAAACUCAAGGUCCAGAUCCAGAGGAAGUUUAUAAGAAGGGUGAAGAAGAACAUGGAGAGGGAAGUACAAAGGAAGGUGCAGAAACAGAUGAAGAAGUUGGAGAAGAUGGAGAAGUAGGUGAAGAGAAAGGUGAUGAAGGAGGUGGAGAAGGUGGAGAAGAUGGAGAAGGUGGAGAAGAUGGUGAAGAAGGAGUAAAAGAAGGAGAAGAAGAUGGUGGAGGUGAAGAAGAUGAUGACAGUGAAGAUGAGGAUGAGGAAGAAGAUGAAGAUGAAGAUGAAGAAGAAAAUGAGGAGCCAUUGUCACUAGAAUGGCCUGAAACAAGGAGUAAACAGGCCAUUUACCUCUUCCUUUUACCCAUCGUGUUGCCCUUGUGGCUAACAGUUCCAGAUGUCAGGAAACCGGAAUCUAGGAAGUUCUUUGCGAUCACAUUUCUGGGCUCCAUCCUGUGGAUAGCCAUGUUCUCAUACCUCAUGGUGUGGUGGGCUCACCAGGUUGGUGAAACAAUUGGGAUUUCUGAAGAAAUUAUGGGCUUGACAAUUCUAGCAGCUGGUACUUCAAUUCCCGACCUCAUUACAAGUGUUAUUGUUGCCAGGAAAGGCCUAGGAGACAUGGCUGUGUCCAGUUCAGUGGGCAGCAAUAUUUUUGACAUCACUGUGGGUUUGCCAGUUCCUUGGUUGCUCUUUUCUAUCUUCAAUGAGCUACAGCCUGUUCCAGUGAGCAGCAAUGGCUUGUUCUGUGCAAUUGUUUUGCUCCUUCUCAUGCUCCUGUUUGUGAUCUCUUCGAUUGCAUCCUGCAAAUGGCGGAUGAACAAAAUCCUAGGGUUUACCAUGUUUCUUCUUUACUUCAUAUUCUUGAUUAUCAGUGUAAUGUUAGAAGAUCGAAUCAUAUCGUGUCCCAUCUCCAUCUGA